UAUCACACAUCUCACCAUUAUUCCACAACCAAAGCAGAUCCCAGUCUACAAAACUCUUUCAUAUUAUUAUCAGAAAUUCGAAAUGGCUCGUACCAAGCAAACUGCUCGCAAAUCCACCGGUGGAAAGGCUCCAAGGAAGCAGCUAGCUACCAAGGCUGCUAGAAAGUCAGCACCGGCGACUGGAGGAGUGAAGAAGCCUCACCGUUUCCGUCCAGGAACUGUCGCUCUCAGGGAAAUCAGGAAGUACCAGAAGUCUACUGAGUUGUUGAUAAGGAAGCUACCAUUUCAGAGGCUGGUGAGGGAAAUAGCACAGGACUUCAAGACAGAUCUGAGGUUCCAAAGCAGUGCUGUAGCUGCUCUUCAAGAGGCUGCUGAAGCUUACCUUGUCGGACUCUUUGAAGAUACCAAUCUCUGUGCCAUUCACGCUAAGAGGGUCACCAUAAUGCCAAAGGACAUUCAGCUCGCCAGGAGGAUUCGUGGUGAAAGGGCUUAGGAAGAUGCUUUGUUGUGCUUAUGCUUAUGGUUAAUGUUCUUUUAUCCGUCUUAGGGUUUUGUUUGCAUCUUUUGUUGGACGUUAGGGUUGGAGAUGUAAAUCAAAUGACUCGUUUUGAUCAAAGUAUAUGGAAAACCUCUGGUUUACUAGUAUUUGAUUAAUGAAAUCUGUAGUUCGUUUUGUUCCAAUCAAAGGUGCUUCUCAUAUGAA
This is a messenger RNA of Nicotiana attenuata, 703 nucleotides long. Its product is annotated as histone H3.2. NCBI's taxonomy places the organism in Eukaryota, Viridiplantae, Streptophyta, Magnoliopsida, Solanales, Solanaceae. Gene Ontology annotation, molecular function: structural constituent of chromatin; protein heterodimerization activity; DNA binding. The coding region runs from base 83 to 493 and encodes 136 amino acids. Gene Ontology annotation, cellular component: nucleosome. The transcript has a single exon. The record is from RefSeq and is a predicted model, not a curated record.